This is a messenger RNA of Kwoniella botswanensis, 576 nucleotides long. RefSeq lists its product as uncharacterized. The transcript has a single exon. The record is from RefSeq and is a predicted model, not a curated record. NCBI's taxonomy places the organism in Eukaryota, Fungi, Basidiomycota, Tremellomycetes, Tremellales, Cryptococcaceae. The coding region runs from base 1 to 576 and encodes 191 amino acids.
AUGGGUCUUCACUGCUGCUCAAAACCAUCCAGAUCCACUUCCCGACCAAUACCGCUGCUUCCAAAACGAUUUCAACCGCAAAAAACGUACCCAUUGCGAGGACGAGACUACUCCUCUUCGGAGGAGAUCUUAGAUCGGAAUCAGCGGGCAGCGUUGGACGAGGUACACGCAAUCGCUCGACGAAUGUUCUUCACUGAAGCAUCCAGACAGAUCAUAGGCGCUGCUCUACAAUCCAAGUAUGAAAAUCAAGCUAUACAAUCUACGGAUUUUUCUCCAGUCUCCGAGACCGAAGUAGAACAUGUCAUCCCGCCGAUUGAACCCUUCGCACUGAAGAUCGAUAAGGAGUCUCAUAGGAUGUUGGAACGAUGGAGCAAAGAAUGUUGCUAUCAGAUAGUGGUUGAUGGAGAUUUGGAUCCAGAAAAUCGAGUAGCUCAAGGAAAGCGGCCCACAUGGGCGGUGGUGGGACCGGAUCAGAUCAUUCACUUACAACGAAGGGUGAGUACGUCUGCUGUGCUGAAUCUGCCAUGCCUCAAUCCACUGUAUACCAUCAACAAAAGCAGACGAAAAGCACCUUAA